UUUAUCUAUUCUAAAGUCCAAUUUUAAUAAAAGCCAAUCCAAAUCACAUGGGGAUGGGGUGGGUUGGUUGAUUGAUCAUCCAACGAUGAAGCAAAGCAAGAAGCCAAUCAAGAUCAUCACAUGCGUUUUGUCAUUUCGUCUCACUAGUUGAAGAGUCCUGCUCGCUUCUCUCUCCCUCGAGUCAGUCCAAUCCGGAGGAGUUGGGUGGAAGAGUGGUCAUUCGGCAGAGGAGGAUGGCGAGCAGCAACGGCAAGGCGGCGCAGGCGGAGGAGGGGAAGGCGGCGCCGGAGGGGUCGAUCGGCGGGUACGAGUCCCUGCACAGGCUCCUGGAGGCCAACCUCUCCCCCGAGCUCUUCCAGGAAGCAAGCCGGUUGCUGUUGGGGCUGAAUUGUGCACGACCUCUUGAGGCUAUCGCACUGCCUGAAGCCACAAUGACUCUUGCAGAAACGCAUAAUUUUGAUGUGCAGGCCUUCCGUUUUAGUGCAGAUAAAGAGUUUCUUAGGCAACCACGAGUUGUUCGAGUUGGUCUAAUUCAGAACUCAAUUGCUAUUCCCACCACUUGUCAUUUUUCUGAGCAAAAGAAGGCUAUCAUGGAUAAAAUUAGACCCAUCAUUGAUGCAGCUGGUGCUUCUGGUGUCAAUAUUUUGUGCUUACAAGAAGCCUGGACAAUGCCUUUUGCCUUCUGCACACGUGAGAAAAGAUGGUGUGAGUUUGCUGAACCGGUUAAUGGAGAAUCAACUCAUUUCCUUCAAGAACUUGCACAAAAGUAUAACAUGGUAAUUGUGAGCCCAAUCCUCGAAAGGGAUGUAAACCAUGGGGAGACUAUUUGGAAUACUGCUGUCAUUAUUGGAAAUAAUGGCAACAUAAUUGGCAUUCAUCGAAAGAAUCACAUCCCCAGAGUUGGUGAUUUCAAUGAGAGUACAUACUACAUGGAGGGUAACACUGGGCAUCCAGUGUUUGAAACAGCUUACGGCAAAAUAGGAGUCAACAUUUGUUAUGGAAGACAUCACCCCCUUAAUUGGCUUGCAUUUGGCCUCAACGGAGCUGAAAUAGUGUUCAACCCAUCUGCAACUGUUGGUGAACUCAGCGAACCAAUGUGGCCUAUUGAGGCAAGGAACGCCGCAAUUGCAAACAGCUACUUCGUUGGAUCAAUUAACCGGGUUGGCACAGAAGUAUUCCCAAAUCCUUUCACAUCUGGUGAUGGGAAACCUCAGCAUGCAGACUUCGGCCAUUUCUAUGGAUCUAGCCAUUUCUCAGCACCGGACGCUUCUUGCACCCCAUCACUAUCACGCUACCGAGAUGGCUUGGCCAUCUCUGAUAUGAAUCUCAACCUAUGCCGCCAGAUCAAAGACAAGUGGGCCUUCCGCAUGACUGCUCGUUACGAUAUGUAUGCUUCCUUGCUAUCAGAGUACUUGAAACCAGAUUAUAAACCUCAAGUCAUUGUCGAUCCCUUGACUAACAAGAGGGCAUAAGACUGAGGUUACCUGGAUUUAAAAGGAGGCCAUUUGUGCUGGGACUUCAACAGCACGUGUUUACAGUUUAGCAGAAUAAUCUCUUUGAAGGUGCAGAUGGAAGUCUCUGUUUUACUUUCCUUUUUUUCACAUCUUGUAAAAAAGCAUUUGGUGUACAUUCACUGAAGUUUGUUCAACCUGACUUUACUCAAUAUUGGAAACAUAAA
Messenger RNA from Panicum hallii, 1678 nucleotides. Its product is annotated as beta-ureidopropionase. The coding region runs from base 234 to 1472 and encodes 412 amino acids. The transcript has 6 exons. Lineage: Eukaryota; Viridiplantae; Streptophyta; Magnoliopsida; Poales; Poaceae. The record is from RefSeq and is a predicted model, not a curated record. Gene Ontology annotation, molecular function: beta-ureidopropionase activity.